GGGCCGCUCCGUCCCCACAACUCCCGGCGGAUGGUGGGCGCCGCGCGGUGCGUGUGGGGCUGCGGCGGCGGAGGGGGGGAGAUGGGGUUGUGCCCCAGCACCUCCAGCGGCCCCCGCAGCCGCGCUGCCGCCAUGAACUGCCGUGCUGAAGUGCUGGAGGUGUCGGUGGAGGGCCGGCAGGUGGAGGAGGCCAUGCUGGCCGUGCUGCACACCGUCCUGCUGCACCGCAGCACCGGCAAGUUCCACUACAAGAAGGAGGGCACCUACUCCAUUGGCACUGUUGGCACUCAGGAUGUGGACUGCGACUUCAUUGAUUUUGCUUAUGUCCGUGUCUCCUCCGAGGAGCUCGACCGGGCCCUGCGCAAAGCUGUGGGGGAAUUCAAGCCCCCCCCGUGCCGCCCGCAGGACGCGCUGCGCAGCUCAGGCAGCGACGGGAUGGGGCAGAUCUCCUUGGAGUUCUACCAGAAGAAGAAAUCCCGUUGGCCCUUCUCGGAUGAGUGCAUCCCCUGGGAGCUGUGGACCAUCAAAGUGAACGUGGUGAACCUGGCCAACGAGCAGGAGAGGCAGAUCUGCCGCGAGAAGGUGGGCGAGAAGCUGUGCGAGAAGAUCAUCAACAUCGUGGAGGUGAUGAACCGCCACGAGUACCUGCCCAAAAUGCCCACCCAGUCCGAGGUGGACAACGUCUUCGACACCAGCCUGAAGGACGUGCAGCCCUACCUGUACAAGAUCUCCUACCAGAUCACCGACACGCUGGGCACCUCCGUCACCACCACCAUGCGGCGCCUCAUCAAGGACACGCUGGCGCUGUAGGGCCCGUGGAUGUGGGGCGCCUCCCCUGGAGGUGCUUUCGGAGCCCUUUGGGAUCUUCCAUCCCUCCUCUCUGCCUCUGAGAGCCUCUGUGAGGACCUGGGCUGGCUCUGCCCCCUAAUUGUGGGGUGAUGCUCCCGUGGUGCUCGCCCGACCCAAGGAACCGGCUCGGCAGCCCUGAGGGUGGGUGAGUGGUUGCCCCACAGCCUGCCCCACAGCCUGCCCCACGCCCUGCCUUCCUGUGGGGCAGAAAUAAAUUAUUUCCCCUUUCCCA
Messenger RNA from Gallus gallus (chicken), 1081 nucleotides. RefSeq names its product autophagy related 101 (gene ATG101). The record is from RefSeq and is a predicted model, not a curated record. The transcript has 3 exons. Bases 31 to 810 code for a protein of 259 amino acids. NCBI's taxonomy places the organism in Eukaryota, Metazoa, Chordata, Aves, Galliformes, Phasianidae. Gene Ontology annotation, cellular component: phagophore assembly site. Gene Ontology annotation, biological process: autophagosome assembly; autophagy.